CAUAUAAGGUUACUGGUAGGUAGGCUACAACAACUUGAGGUCAGGAGUCAGAAAGGUUGUACCCAACCCGAAAAUGACCAUUGAACUACAACACAUCCAUGGUGACCUAUCUAUGCAUGGUGACCACCCAGUUUUUUUCAGGUUAGCUAAUGGUUUCAGUUUAGCAGCCAGAACUGUCUGGUUCAGGCUAAUAAUUCAGUUUAGUAGCAAUUGUUUUGAUUCAGUUUUGCUUAUAGUUUGGUUUAGCAGGUAUGCAAAAGCAGUUCUGGUUAGUUAACGGUUCAGUUUAUCAACUAUAACAGAUAAAGAGUGCUGAUUGGAGAAGUUUGUUGAGGUUGAGACGGUCACCGGGACAUGGGCCGAGACACAUCCACAACCUCUGGCUCGGGCCUACUCACCUCGCUGCAUCUGUCGUCUCUUCGUAGAGUCAAACUAAAUUAAAACAGGAAAAGAAACUCUGCUUUCACAUUUGUUCCUUUUCAUUCUGAGAAGCAGACGAGGAGUUGUGUCAGCUGACGAGGAAAUCCGCCCAAAUUGCACCUCUCCGCUGGGACGACCAAGAGGGGAAAUCCGCCCAAAACUUCCUGUGAGGAAGAGAGAGGAUUUCUCACAAUCUCUCUUUCUUUUUUCUCAGACAGACCUCAUUGUUAGAUGAUUAUAAUAUGACCUGCUGAUACAAUUAUUUAGUAGAUUUAUCUAUCAAUGUAUCAAUGUUGAUUUGAAUCACCCAAUAUCACAGGCAACACUUCCUGUCCUCAGAUAACAUGGGGUGCAGUAGGAGACUACAAAUUAAAAAGGCAAAUCACAAAAGAUUUUGUAAAAAUAAAACAUGCAAUAAUCUAGCAAUAAUAGCUUGAAUCCAGCGUUAUAAGUAAUGCAAAGCCAUUUUUGAAUAAAUCUGAUUCAAUACUUCUAGAAUAAGCCCAAGACACAUCCUGGCCCGUAAAAAGUUUAAAUUUUACAAAAAUAUACCAAUCUUUAUUUAUGUAGUAAUUCUCAAAACAGUGAUAGUGAAAAGUGAUAAACCAGAGUUCUGUGUGUUAUCUAUGACUGUUGUUCCGCUGGCAGCUCAAGGAUCAUAUUUUUAACUGAACUUUCUGCAAUGCCAUUUUGUGUCCUUUUGUUUUUGCAAUAAACUUUAUUUAUUGCAAUACACCAAAAGGAAAUACUGUAAGUCUACUGUAACUUCUGCUGCAAAGGUGGGAAAUAACUAAGUACUUCUACUCAUGUACUGUACAAAGAUACAAUUUUGAGGUUGUUUAUGUAGUCAGACUGGAGUACAACACUGCUUUACUGCCUUAAUGAUAGGUUACCUACUUCUGUUACUUUAGUAUAAAAAAUAUUGAAGGCAGGACCUUCACAUUGUGUAGUAGGCUACUUUUGUGUUACUUUUAAAUGUUUUAAUCCUCCCACCAUUGUACGGCUGUUAUCUCUUUCUCACAGCAUUUGACAUUUUGACAAAAAAAGUUCUAACUAAUAUAUUAGCCAGGUCACUGUUGGCUCACUGGAAUGGCUAACAGAAACGCACAUCUAAGAACCACUUUUCCCGCGUUGAGUAAAAUACAUAUUUUUUAUUAUCAAUUUCAGUGUUUGAAUUAUUAUUUUAUCUUAUUGUUUUUCUCUUUGCUAAAGUUGAAUGUAGCAUGCUAGCUUAGCAGAGGUUAAAGAAGCUAAAGGCCGAAAAAUGUCAAUGUUUGAAUUGUUAUUUUAUCUUACUAUUUUUCUCUGGGCUUUUGAAUGUAGCAUGCUAGCUUAGCAGAGGCUAAAGCAGCUAAAGGCUGAAAAAUGUCAAUGUUGGAAUUAUUAUUUUAUCUUACUAUUUUUCUUGGUGCUUAAGUUGAAUGUAGCAUGCUAGCUUAGCAGAGGUUAAAGCAAUCAAAGGCCGAAAAAUGUCAAUGUUGGAAUUAUUAUUUUAUCUUACUAUUUUUCUUGGUGCUUAAGUUGAAUGUAGCAGGCUAGCUUAGCAGAUGUUAAAGAAGCCAAAGGCCGAAAAAUGUCAAUGUUGGAAUUAUUAUUUUAUCUUACUAUUUUUCUUGGUGCUUAAGUUGAAUGUAGCAUGCUAGCUUAGCAGAGGUUAAAGAAGCCAAAGGCCAAAAAAUGUCAAUGUUGGAAUUAUUAUUUUAUAAGCAGAAAUUAAAGAAGCUAAAGGCUAAAUAAGCAGUAGAAUGCUCUUGUACAUGCAUGAUACUUUCAACCUGCAUUGGUCUAUAAUACAACAGUCCUGCAAAAAAAUCAUACUUUCAUUAGGGGUUAAGUGUUCAGUUUUUUUUAAACUGUCAUGAGAGUUGUCAGUUCAACUUCAUGAUCAUUUUGCAGGAUGUAGUUUGUGGUAGGCUACUGUCAAGUUUUGAGAAUUUAGUUAUUCAGUCUCUAACCACAGUGGGGUGGAAGACAAUAUUAGCAGGGCUGUUGCAUUUCCAUUUGGGCUACUCUAUAGGCCUACUUAUAAUCCAAUACAUUUCCGAAGAAAAUAUUGUACUUUUUACUCCACUACGUUUAUUUGACACCUAGUUCUAUACAGUAUGAUAUGAUUCAGAACUAUACUACAAAUCUACACAGUAGUAUUCAAAGUAUCUAAAAUUGGCUUCACAUUGACAAACUACAACAUUAAACUGCUCUUACAUGUCUUUGAGCCAUUCUGCAUAGUGAAUACUAUAUUUUUUGAAUUUAGGACUUUUACCUGUAAUGGAUUAUUUUUAGACUAUGGUAUUUCUACUUUUACAGUACUUAAGUAAAGUAUCUGAGUACUUCUGUAGGUACUGUAGUCCAUAGAGCCCAGAGAGGGUGAGAAGGGAGUGUUGUGUGUUACUACAUUUGUACUUUUGCUGCUACAGUAUUCUGCUGUUACUAUUGCUAUUGUGACUAUAAAAAACUGGACUGUAGUAAUAGUGCUAGUACACUGCUACUGCUAGUAGUGCUGGUGGUACUACUAGGGGAGUAGUAGGAGGAGAUGACCUGUGCUGGGGAGGUUCCUACUUUGCCAGUUUCUGUUUUUUUUUUUUUUCUUCUUUCUCUUCCUAGAUUAGAGAGGAAAAGACGUGACGCCAGCAGUUGCUCCAGCCUCUGUGGCUGCUCUCUGCCUCGCCGGACACAUAGCUGAGAGUUCAUUUGUUUUUGUAAUUUGUUUGUUAGUUCCUAUAGAACGGUGAUUGUUAAUGAGCAAAAACUACUGCUGAUAAUUCCCAACACUGCCUGGAUCCACCCUGUACAGUAGUUUUUACUUUUUUAUAUUUUAUGAGUAGACCUUAGACCUAUAUUUCCAGUUUGUGCGUCUCUCAUCAGCAGGUUGCUUUCAGUUUCCAUAUAUCUAUUAUUGUUUAAUCAGAGGUCUUUUGUUUUCGAAUUGUUUUCUUUUUCCUGCACAGAGGAUGUUGUUAUCUGGGUGUUUUUUCCUGUAGUUUGUAGAGCAGGUUGUGUUUGAGGUUUAGAAUCGAUGUGAGAGGAAAAAACUGAUGUCAAGAUCCAACACUGCCUAAAAAAACAUUCCCUACUUUUUCUACUGACUGGGGAGGACGCUGGGUUGGUGGAUUUAUUCUUUCCCUCCCUGGAUGUGACACUUGGAGCCAUGCUGCUGCUUCUUCUGCUGCUGCUCUGCCUGCAAACUUCACUGCAAGAACAGACUGCUGCUCCUGGUCGGUGUGAUAUCUCACAGAGGAUGGAGGUGCACACCUCCUGCACUUCCUGUGCUGCUGUCUCCACCAGCAGCUGCCCCCAUGGCUUCAGCAAUGUUGGGACGACCAACUGCAGUUACGUGGUGGAGAUCGGUGGCAGGGAGAUGGUGCUGGAUGGAUGUCAGCACAUCUGUGUGAAGGGGUUCAUGCAGCCACGAUGCUGCCCACAGUCCUGGGGACCCCUUUGUCUCUCCUGCCCCAGCUGGUCAGGAAAGACCUGUAACUUCCAUGGAACCUGCCUGGAUGGAGACCUUGGCAACGGGACCUGCGUCUGUGAUGACGGCUUCUCGGGCUUUGCCUGUCAGGAGUGUAAGAAUGAAAACAUCUUUGGAGAAAAGUGUGAUAAAGAGUGUGACUGUGUCCAUGGAGUGUGUAAUCAAGGUCCAGAAGGUGAUGGACAGUGUUUGUGUCAGCCACCGUACACAGGGAAGCGCUGUGACCAAGUGAGUACCAGGUGCAGCAACUGCAGCCCCUACUCAUACUGUAAAGGAGAAGGAGAUGCUGCCGACUGCGAAUGUUUGCCCGGAUACAGAAGGACGCCACAGGGCAAAUGCGCAAGUAUUUGCUCAACAAGGGACUGUGACGUCAACGCCCAGUGCUCCUCACAGGGGUCAAAGGUCAGCUGCGCCUGUAAGCCGGACUACGAGGGCGAUGGCAAGAUCUGCAUACCCAAAAACCCUUGCUCCGUGAACAACGGAGGGUGUCCCAUCAACUCCACCAUCUGUGUCUUCAAAGGACCCAACAAGUCCAGCUGCGAGUGUAUGCAUGGCCUGUCCCCUGUAGGUGGCAACGCUGAGUUUGGUUGUCAGCUGGUCUCUGCCUGCUCAGCAGACACCUGUGACCCCACAGCUGACUGUCAAACUAAACUGGAUGGACAGGCCAGGUGUGUGUGUGAUGCGGGUCGGAUUGGUGACGGAUGGCGUUGCUAUGGUAACCUGAUGGAGCGGCUGAUAGAGCUGGACAGGAGUGGAAGCCAGAGAGAAAAUCUGACCGGAGCCGUUGCUAUGUUUGAGAAAGGCUGUUCACUGCUGCUGAGUCACAAUGGACCAUUCACGGCUUUCAUCCCCCUGCUGAAAACCCCUCUGACUGGCGUAAAUGAGGAGCUGGUGUGUAAAAACCACCUGAUCCUGGGUCAGUACCUCUACAAGGAUUUGGAGGGACGUGACUUCAACCUGUACGGAGGAGCCACGUUGAGGAGCAAAGACAACAAGAUGUUCAUCCUGAUGGACAACCCCAGCAGACUGUACACCGUCAUCCAGGAAGACCUGCCAGCAGCCAAUGGGAUCAUCCACAUCAUUGACCGGCCAAUUACAAACACACUUUCUGAUAGGCCUCUUCGUGAUGAGCAGUUUGCUGAUAAGACUAUCGGAGAGAUUCUGACUAAGGAUGAAAAAUACAACCGCUUCCUGUCUCUGGUUGAUAACUGUGGGUCACCACCCCCCUUGCAUGGUCCAGGGCCCCUGACUGUGUUCGUCCCCACCAACCAGGCUGUGGACAAAUCCAGAGACGGCAGCAUCUUGUACAUGCUUAAUGACGCCAAACAUAAACUUCAGGAACUCCUCAGACACCAUGUUUUCUCCCGGGCUGUGCUGACAGUCGACGAGUUGGCUACUCUCUCUCAGAUUCAGACGAUGGCCAAUCAGAUUGUCACCAUCACUGUGUCCAAUGAUGGUGAGAUCCUUCUGGGCGAGAAGGGCGUCCGUCUGGCGAGCACCAACAUUGUGGCGUCCAAUGGGAUCAUCCAUAUGAUUGAGGGGCUUCUGUACCCGCCAUCCAUCCUCCCCAUCCUGCCUCAUCGCUGUGAUGUCAUCGAGAGCAAGAUCACCGUGAGUCCAUGUGUUCACUGCAGUUACCUCUAUGAGACCGAAUGUCCUGAUGGAACCACUGAAAUGGACAGUCAUCAGAUCGGCUGCGAAUACGUCACGUCCCCCCUCAGGCCGACACUCAGUACAGGCUGCGCCAAAUUCUGCAACGCCACUAGAAAGGUAGCACAGUGUUGUAAAGGUUUCUAUGGUCCGGACUGUAAACCCUGUAUUGGAGGAUUCCAGCAUCCCUGCUACGACAAAGGAACGUGUUUUGACGGUAUCCACGGCAACGGCUCGUGCAGCUGUCUGCCAGGCCUCAGGGGUGUCGCCUGUCACAUCUGCGCGGAUCCAUCCAAGCAUGGAGACAACUGUGAUGAAGAUGUAGAGUCUCACAACGAGUGUCGCUGCGUGCACGGUGUGUGUGAUAACCGUCCAGGCAGCGGUGGUGUGUGUCGGCGAGGAUCCUGCACGGAGGGAUACUCCGGAGAAAACUGUGACAAGACGGCCACGCCCUGCAACUCUGACGGAUUGCAGGAACACUGUCACAUCCACGCAUACUGUACACACACAGGACUGCAAACUAUGUGUUUGUGUAGGGAUGGAUAUGAAGGUGAUGGUCACUCCUGUUCUCCCAUCAACCCCUGCCUGAAAAACAACCGAGGAGGCUGCGACACCAACGCAGAGUGUGCAUAUGUGGGUCCAGGUAACGCGUCGUGUGUGUGUUUUGAGGGUUGGACAGGUGACGGGAGAGUGUGUGUUGAGAUCAACAACUGUCAGCUGGAGAAUCGAGGAGGCUGCAGCGCCAACGCCGACUGUAACCACAUUGGACCUGGACAGAGUGAGUGUGUUUGUAAGACAGGUUACAUGGGGGACGGUAUCAUGUGUGACCUCAUUAACCCCUGCCUCCAGAAGAAUGGAGGCUGCCAUGACCUGGCAAAGUGUGAGCGCUCUGUGAAGGGUGGAACUCACACCUGUACCUGUCCUGACGGUUACGCUGGAGACGGAACCAUCUGCUACGCAUCGUUGCUGGAGGAGCUGGACAUGAACCCAAAGCUGUACAGUUUCCACCGACUGAUUCAGAAGUACAGACACCACUCUGAGGACCUGAGUGGAAACCUCACAGUGUUGGUUCCGUCCCGAGAAGCUAUGAGGAACAUGAGUUCAGCUCAGGACUUAUUCUGGAGCAGCCGGCACCACCUGCCUCACUUCCUGCGGGCCCACUUCCUGCAGGGGAUCUACUCUGUAGAAGAUUUGGAUAGACUGGUGGGGAGCAGGCUGCCCACCUUGAACCCCCCCACCUCCUGGAAAAUCAGCAACAGCAGUGGGGUGAUCCAAAUAGGAAACGCCUUCAUCCUCACCCACAACCUGCCUGCAGUCAAUGGCUACAUCCACAUCAUAGACCAGAUUCUGGCUCCAUCCCGCUCAGACCUCCCCCCUGAACCCCCCACCCUGAUGGCCUUCCUGAACUCCUCUUCCACCUUCACUCUGUUCAGACAGUACGGUCUGAUGUACAAUCUGUCAGAGGAUCUGGGUGUGGUUGAUUUCACCCUCCUUCUGCCAACAGAUGAUGCCAUCCGGCAGCACCUCAGCAGGACUAACUCCUCCCUACUGGACUCUGAUGUGUUUAAGUACCAUGUGAUUCUCAAUGAGCUGCUCUUCCCUGACCACCUGUCUGACGGCAUGCUGAAAAGCACACUGCUGGGCAGCGACUACCAAGUCCAGUUCCACUUAAAUGACAACAACCAGACAGUUGUGAACGGCGUUCCUCUUGACGGCAGUUUCAUCGAGACGCAGAAUGGUGUCAUCAUAGUCCUCCCUCAGGUCCUCAAAGUCCACCGCAACAGAUGCAGCCAACCUGUCACCCUGCAGGUCAACGGAAGGUGUUCAGACUGUAUAGGACCACCUCGAUGCUUAUUCAACUACAAACCAAUCCUGAAACAGUUUCCAGCCAACAUGCGAUCCAACUGUAAAUACAGUAAGCGAAUCGGAUCCAGGAGGAAGAAAAUGCCAGGCUGUGUCAUCAAAUGUCUUCGGUUAACCAUGGAUCAUUCCUGUUGCCCAGGUUACUAUGGCCACGAGUGCUUCAAAUGCCCCGGAGACGUUGGCAGCUGGUGCUACAAUCACGGAGAGUGUCAGGACGGUAACUAUGGAAACGGGGAGUGCCGUUGCUUUGAGGGAUUUCACGGCACCGCGUGUGAGGACUGUGAGCCAGGACGAUACGGAAACAACUGCUCCUCCAAGUGUGUGUGUGCCCACGGGAAGUGUGAGGACGGUCUGGCAGGAAGUGGCAGGUGUAUAUGUUAUAAAGGAUGGAAAGGAGUUUCCUGCUCUAUAGAGAUCAAGGACGACGCUUGUGGAGCUGUGUGUGCCGAAAACGCCAACUGUAUUACAGGACCCAAGGGUUCAGCUCCUGCCUGUGUGUGUGUUGCUGGAUAUGAAGGCAAUGGAACUUACUGUCAAGAGCUGGAUUUGUGCCGCAUGUCUAACGGUGGAUGUUCAGAAUUUGCCGUCUGCAUGAAGGUCUCAGCAGGAGAGAGGACCUGUACAUGUAGUGAGGGGUACACUGGAGACGGGGUCAUCUGCCUGGAGAUUGACGGCUGUCUGGUCAACAAUGGAGGCUGCCAUAAGUCAGCAGAGUGCAUCAGAACAGGCCCCAACAUUACAGCCUGCAGGUGUCCUAUGGGCUUUCAAGGAUCAGGGCGGUUCUGUUACCCUGUCAACCCAUGCAGAAAUAACAAUGGCGGCUGCAGUAAGCAUGCUCGCUGUGAGUAUAUGGGUCAGGGUCAGAGGAACUGCUCCUGCCUCAGAGGCCACGUGGGCGAUGGCUUCGAUUGCCGGGGAAACACCUACAAUGAGCUGUUACGACAAUCAGAGAACAUCGUCUUCAGUCGAAUGUUAUCUAUGUCAGGCUCUCGUGGUCUUUAUGGUGAGGGACCGUUUACUGCCUUUUCACCUGUAGAGGAAACCAACAACGACUCCUCUUCUUUCGAGAAAUGGAAACAGUUCGGCCGUCUUAAUGACCUGGUUCGUUACCACAUCGUUUCCUGUGAGACUUUGACCUUAAGUGACCUCAAAACCACCAAGCUUGCUGUUUCAACGUCGGGACACACACUUCACUUCAGCCUGCAGCAGGGUUCAGUCUGGAUCAACAACAGAUCGAGGAUCGUGAAGAGUGAUUACGGCACAUCUAACGGAGUCAUUCACCACAUUGACACGCUGUUGAUGCCCUACAGGCUGCAGGAUAAACCAGUCCUCCUGUCUAACAUGAUGAACUUUACGUCAGCAGCGAAGUUUUAUGGCUACAGCCGCUUCUACAAACUCGUGGAGGAUGCAGGGUUACUUCCUGUGCUCCAGAUGUCCAUCCACCAGCCGUUCACCAUGUUCUGGCCCACUGACAAGGCCCUCAACUCCCUGCCAGCUGAAAGACAGCACUGGCUCUCCAGCCCCGAUCACCGAGACCAAGUGGCUGCCUUGGUGAAGGCUCACAUCAUACGCAAUUCCAAGGUGAUGGGUGUCAGUCAACCGGAUAAAUACUCGUCCUUUCGCACCAUGCAUGGAUCAACCAUCAAGUACAGCUGUGACAAGACGCUGGUGGGUGCUGUAUUGAUUAAUGAGAACGCAGCCCGGAUAGUGGAGCGCUACCUGGACUUCAAAGAAGGUGUGGCCUAUGGCAUCGACCAGUUACUGGAACCACCUGGCCUGGGAGCACUCUGCGACAGCAUGGAGAACAGAACCACUCACGGGCGCUGUGGACGCUGCCUCUUCCCUCCAUCCUGCCCCUUCAGACACCAAGACACGGGAAACACAGAGCAAUGUUCGCAAUUUAGGUCCUUCAGGUAUGGCCGCCGCUAUCCAUCUUUCCUUGACCUGGAUGAUCUUGGGGGGCGGCUGGGCUGUAAGAGAGUUUGUCAGUUUCCUUCCUGGGUCCAAAAGUGCUGCAAAAACCACUACGGCCGAGACUGUCAAGUUUGUCCAGGUGGGCUAGAAGCCCCUUGUGGUAACCAUGGUGACUGUGACGAUGGGAUGCGUGGUUCAGGAAGAUGUAGGUGCCAUGAAGGUUUCAGAGGAACAGCCUGCGAACAUUGUACCACCAACCACUACGGCCCCAACUGCACAGUCUGCAGUUGUGGGGUGCAGGGAAGGUGUGAUGAAGGCAUUGAAGGUUCUGGACAGUGUGUCUGUAAACCGGGCUGGGAGGGUGAUUACUGCCAGAUCGAUUUAGGCUCCAUCCCAGAGGAAUGCCGGGGGUGCCAUGCUCAAGCCGACUGUGUGCCAGGUGUUGGUUGUCAGUGUCAAUCUGGGUUUCAAGGGAACGGCACCUUCUGCAGUCCAGAGCCACCUCCAGACCUCUGCUCCGAGUACAAUGGUGGCUGUCACCAGAACGCAGACUGUAACCAGACGGGACUGCUCGUCAACUGCAGCUGUCACAGCGGUUACCAAGGAGACGGCUACUCCUGUGAGCCCAUCAACCGGUGUAUUGAAGAGCAGAAUGGUGGCUGCAGUGACUUUGCCACCUGCAAGUUCACUGGUCCGAACGAGCGUCAGUGCGAGUGCCUGCCGGGGUACUUGGGUAAUGGAGUCCAGUGUCUGGAGAAGGUUGUGCCCCCUGUUGACCGCUGCCUGGAAGACAACGGAGACUGCGACCCUGUGGCCAUCUGCAAGGACCUGCAUUACCAUGCCAACACAGCCGGAGUGUUCCACCUGCGCUCUCCAGACGGGAAGUACAAGAUGAACUUCAGUCAGGCCGAAGCUGCCUGCCAGGCCGAGGGCGCUGUGCUGGCCAACUUUAAACAGCUGGGAGAUGCACAGCAGCUGGGGAUGCAUCUGUGUGUGGCCGGCUGGAUGGAGGGGGGGAAGGUGGGAUACCCGACCCGCUUCCCCUCGGUCAAGUGUGGAGACAACCACGUAGGCCUGGUUAUCUACAAAGAACCUGUGGACCAGAGCAGCAAGUACGACGCCUACUGCUACAGGCUCAAAGAUGUUUCGUGUGUGUGUCCCGCAAAUUACAUUGGAAACGGAGACUUCUGUAACGGUGUCCUGACUAGUGUCCUCGCAACAUACAGCAACUUCUCCAUCUUUUACAAGUUGUUGUUGGACUAUAGCGGCCGGUCCUCAGAGGGCAAACAGCUUGUUGAAUUUAUGUCUCACAGGAAGUCUGAGGUCACGCUGUUUGUUCCUCACAACGCCGGCUUUGCCUCAAACCAGACUCUGUCUGAUAGAGAUCUUGAGUAUCACAUCUCAACCAAUCACAGCAGACUACCAUUCAAGGAUCUAAGACACCAGGAAGUCAUCAUGUCCAGGCUUGGGUUCAACCUGACUGUUACCCACGGCAACAAUGAGAGUUCUAAGCUGGUGAACCAGCUGCUGCUGUUGGAGUGGGACAUUCCUGCUGUAAAUGGGAUCAUCCACGUCAUUGAGGCCCCGCUGACAGCGCCCCCUGCACCGAUCUCCCAUCAUGCUUCCCGAGGCCACGCCCACGCAAGCGGUACAGUGUCGGCCAUCUUGGUGUCAGUGUUGCUGGCGUGUGUGUUGGCUGCACUUGGCUACUAUGUCUUUACACACAAGAACGACGCCUUCCGCUUCCACUACUUCAGGAAUGAGGAUGAGGACAGUGCGGCGGGCGGCAGAACGAAGCCCACGCUGGUCUCCAUCCCCAACCCUCUGUACAGCGGCUCCAGAGCCUUCAGCGAGCCAUUUGGGGAUGCCAGUCAGGGGUUUGAGACAGCAGAACCUGAAGAACCUCCAAAGAUUCUGGACCUGGACCAGUAGAACCAUUCAAACACGCUUUUUUUCUCUUUUCUUUUUCUCAGUUCAUCUGUAUCCAAAUAAGAAAUAAAAUAUGUCCGUUUACUUAA
Molecule: messenger RNA, 11331 nt
Organism: Perca flavescens (yellow perch)
Lineage: Eukaryota; Metazoa; Chordata; Actinopteri; Perciformes; Percidae
Gene: stab1
Product: stabilin 1
Exons: 73
Coding region: 3566-11245 (2559 amino acids)
Biological process (GO): cell adhesion
Molecular function (GO): hyaluronic acid binding
Source: RefSeq, a predicted model, not a curated record